AUGCUAAGGACCAUGGUGCUGGGGAGGAGCCAUCUGAAGUCCUCAGGUUUUUCCUUCUUGGUCAAGCAGAAGUGGGGGCCUCCUUCAGGUCAUGCCAUGAAGCCAGAGCGGUGGUGUUCUCAGCAUUCCUGCGCACCUGGAGACGGGAAUCAUGCUUUGCAUCCCCUCUGGACGGGCCCAGUCUCUGUGCCAGGGGGCACCCGGCAGUCUCCCAUCAACAUCCAGGGGAGGGACAGCAUUUAUGACCCCAGGCUGAGGCCGCUCAGGGUCUCCUAUGCUGCGGCGUCCUGCCUGCACGUCUGGAACACCGGCUACCUCUUCCAGGUGGAAUUUGACGAUGCUGCCGAGGGGUCAGGAAUUAGUGGUGGGCCCUUGGAAAACCACUACAGACUAAGGCAGUUCCACUUCCACUGGGGAUCAGCAAACGAGUGGGGCUCAGAGCACACGGUGGAUGGCCGCGUGUACCCGGCAGAGCUGCACCUGGUUCACUGGAAUUCUGUGAAAUAUCCAAACUACAAGGAAGCUGUCGUGGGAGAGAACGGCUUGGCUGUGAUUGGUGUGUUCUUAAAGGUGGGGGCCCGUCAUCCCACGCUACAGAAGCUGGUGGACAUCUUGCCGGCCGUGAAGCAUAAGGGUGCACGGGUGGCCAUGGGCCCCUUCGACCCCUCCUGUCUGCUGCCCACCUGCCGGGAUUACUGGACCUACGCCGGCUCCCUCACCACCCCUCCGCUGAGUGAGUCGGUCACCUGGGUCAUCCAGAAGCAGCCCAUCGAAGUGGCUCAGGACCAGCUGUCAGCGUUCCGCAGCCUCCUGUUCUCAGCACCUGGUGAGGAAAGAUGGACGAUGGUGAACAACUACCGUCCCCUGCAACCCCUGAUGAACCGGGAGGUCCGUUCGUCCUUCCAGGCCACUGAGGGGGCACAAGACCCCAGCAUCAACUAUCCAUAG
Molecule: messenger RNA, 948 nt
Organism: Cynocephalus volans (Philippine flying lemur)
Lineage: Eukaryota; Metazoa; Chordata; Mammalia; Dermoptera; Cynocephalidae
Gene: CA5A
Product: carbonic anhydrase 5A
Exons: 7
Coding region: 1-948 (315 amino acids)
Cellular component (GO): mitochondrion
Molecular function (GO): zinc ion binding; carbonate dehydratase activity
Source: RefSeq, a predicted model, not a curated record